AUGAUGACAACAAUGAAAUCUAUUGAAUGUUUGCCGAACGAACUUUGGUUGUUAUUUAUGAGUUUUCUUCCACCAAUCGAUCUUUGUAGAGCACUGGCUGGUCUUAAUCAUCGUAUUAAUUAUUUACUUUCUUCUAUGACUCCCCGUCCCGUUCUCGAUACAUCUCAAUGUGCUGGUGAUGGAAUAUGUUUUUCUGAUCUUCUUCAAUUAAUCGAAGGCAAAGAUAUUUGGUCUCAAUUUCUUCUUUCUUCAAUCGAUACAAUUCGUCUUUAUGACACACUUGCUAGUGAUGCACUUUGUAAAUACUAUCAAUCUCCAAAGCAUUUUUCUUCAAAUCAAACUUCUUUCUCACAUUUAUUUCCUUCACUUCGUCGAUUGUAUAUAACAGGAAUUUCUGAUAAAAUCGAAAUAUCACAACUGUUUGUUCCAUUAUCCACUACGCUUUGUGAUGUUUAUUUCACAUUUGAUGCACCUAUGUGUCGCUCAUCGUACUAUAAAGUGGUGAAUGGUUUUACUGAUCAUGGUUUAUCAUUUUAUCGUAUGGUAUUUGAUGUUAAAGAUGAUGAUAUUAGUGAAUAUUCGGAUUCAAAUGAAUAUGAAUGGAAACGAAUGUAUUUACCAAAUACUGUUUAUUUAUCACUCUAUAUCAAGCGAUUAGAUGAUCUAUUCAAUCUUCUUGAUACUCAAGCAUUACCUGUUCUUGAUCAUCUCAGUGUUGCUUUUAUCACACAUGAUCUCAAAUACGAUGUAGAAAUGAUGAAUGUUAACAAUAUAACAAGUCGUUUACGUUCUCUCAAACUCACACUCAAUCGUCUUAACGAGUUUCAAAAAUAUUUUGAGACAAAGAAAAAUCUUCCUGCUCUUCAUCCAUCAUCAUUUCGAUUUCUACUUCGUUUUCCUGGUGAACUUGAAAGUAAAUGGAAUAAAUAUCGUUAUUUGCAAUGGCCACUUGAUGUUGUCAACAUUGAUCAUUGUCGUGAAGAGCAUCGUUUAUCUGUUGUGGCAUACUAUCGUUCAGAAACAUUAUCACUACCAAAGAAAUAUUCUCUUCUUAUUUUCACUCGUUCAUCUCUGCCUUUCCAUCGAAUCAUACACAAUUAUUCUGCUGCAAUGACACUCAAACAAACAUCAUCAACAUCAUCAAUUGAAUGGACUUGCGAUUACCUUGACAAUUCUGAACAAAUUUUUGAAGUUUUGUCAAAGUUUGGGACGAUAAAGAAACUCAAAAUUGAAACAUGGUUUGGAACAAAAUUGCAAAAUAUUGCUGCUAAAUCUAUCAUCUUUUCAUCACCAUAUAAUCGACUCCAAUUAGAUAAACUUCAUUCACUCACAUUCUUCACAACUGAGAGUUCAGGCAACUUUCUAUUUAAAUCGCAACAACAUUUCUUUCUCCGUGUACUUCUUUCAGCAACAACGCAACUUGUUAAAUUAACUAUCAAUUGGAAUUAUAUCAUGAGCAUCGAUUCAAAUUUUACCAGAGACCAUUCUGCUGUCUCACCUCUCAAUUUACGUCAUUUACAUUUGCGUUAUUUCAAUGUAGAUGAACAAAUAAAUUUAUCAGAGUUGACCGACAUUUCUCUGCUAUCGAAAUUAUUUCCAAAACUUAUUUCAUUCUGGACGAGUGGAUGGAAUAUACCUCUGGACAAAAAUUUUGCCGAAUUAAUUAUAUUAAUUGUUACUCAUUUUGAAAAACUCGCUGAAAUUAUCAUUAACAAAGACUCUCAUUAUCGACAUUUAGGUAUUCAUGGUCAUGAUUUAUUAUCUACUCAACAACGUUAUGUUGAAAACUUAUUAAGAAGUUUUCAUAAACUCCACGAUCCAAAUCGUACGAGUAUUCUUUGGACUAAUUUUCCUGAUUUGCGUAUCUGGUUAUAA
Molecule: messenger RNA, 1875 nt
Organism: Rotaria sp. Silwood2
Lineage: Eukaryota; Metazoa; Rotifera; Eurotatoria; Philodinida; Philodinidae
Source: the annotation of a GenBank genome assembly